AUGUCAGAAUUACUUUCUGUGAAUAAACCUCAAGAAAUGAGUACCUCUAUAGUAAACGAGGACAUCGACGAAAGUUGGUUUAAAAACGCCGACAACCUUAUGUUCGAUGACGAUAUAAAUUUAGAUUAUAAGCUAAGUUCAGCUGAAGAUGUUGAGUUCUUCAAAUUAUUAGAAGAGGUAGAUUCUAACGAAUCGUUUUCGCGUGAUCUUGAAGGUGAAAUAUCUGAAACUUUUCCCAACAAUGAAGAUAUAAUUGUUCUUGAAGAUGAUGAAUUAAUUGACAGUGAUAACAUCGAUAAUGGUGUUAUACUGAAAGACGAGGAAAAUGAAUCUGAUCUUUAUUUCGGUAAGCGAUCACCUCAAAAGGAAAGUGACCUUCCAAAUAGUGGACAAUCCCGUUGUAUAUUGGAAUAUGAAGGCCAAAAGAAUCACAUAUAUGUCAAGUCUAACAAAUAUGUUGGGGAGUUUAUGCAAGAUCUCAAAGAUGACCUUAUUCCUGACAAAAUACAUGAUUGUGAGGUGGUAUUGACAUUUUUAGACGAAAACAUUGACGAUUUCCGAUUAGACAAUAAAUAUUCACAAGAAUUUACUCUUGGGAAAAUUAUUACUGUUCAUGAUAAAUAUCGAAAAUCUCAUGAUCUUAAUACGGCAUAUCUUCAUGUUGUAAUGACUCUACAAGAUAGAUUUAUUUCACAAUAUAAAAAAUAUGAUGAUGUCAUCGGGGGAAGGGCACAAAAUCCAAUUGUCGUCGGAGACUCUUCACCUGAAUCUUUCGAUGAUGGCGAUAAUAUUUUGUCAAAAUCUCCCGUUGAAGAUAUCAUAACAAAAAUAGACCAAGCAUCUGGAACAGGUAAUUCGUUUUUUAACCCAUCAAAAGACGCGUCUUUGCCACUGGCUAAAGAUGUAAAUGACGAACAAUUCACUGAUAUUAGAGAAGGAAAUGAUG
Messenger RNA from Scutellospora calospora, 946 nucleotides. Lineage: Eukaryota; Fungi; Glomeromycota; Glomeromycetes; Diversisporales; Gigasporaceae. The record is from the annotation of a GenBank genome assembly.